CUGUAUCACUCUUCUCCAAAUACCAAAGCCUCUAUUUCCAAGCCAACUCCCCCAAAACCUCUACACACGAUACAUACAUAUAUACAUACACACGCACAAACAUACAUACAUACAUACAUAUCGAUUUUGCAUCACCCUCUCUCUCUCUCUCUCUCUACCCAACUUUCUCUCUCUUCAGACUCGCCGUGAGCCAUGGUUUCAGCUGUUGACCGGUCGGAGAUAGUAUUUUUCGACGUGGAGACCACAAUUCCGACCCGAGCCGGCCAAGGAUACGCCUUACUCGAAUUCGGAGCCAUACUGGUUUGCCCCAGGAAGCUCGUGGAGCUCGACAACUACUCCGCCCUGGUCCGACCCGCCGACCUCUCUCUCAUCACCCCCUUGUCGGUUCGAUGUAACGGCAUUACCAAGGACGCCGUCGUUUCGGCACCCAAUUUCGCCCAAAUCGCCGAUAGGGUCUACGACCUUCUUCACGGGAGGAUAUGGGCGGGUCAUAAUAUACUGAGGUUCGAUUGUCCCCGGAUUCGGGAGGCGUUUGCAGAGAUUAAUCGUCUGCCGCCGGAGCCCAAGGGCACCAUUGAUUCAUUGGCUGUGUUGACUCAGAGGUUUGGUAGGAGAGCUGGUGACAUGAAGAUGGCCACACUUGCGAAUUACUUUGGGCUUGGACAGCAAACACACAGGAGUUUAGAUGAUGUUCGGAUGAAUCUUGAAGUUCUCAAGUACUGUGCAACAGUCUUAUUCUUGGAGUCGAGCCUUCCAGACAUACUUGCGGGAAACAGUUGGGUUUAUCCAAACACUACUACAAGAAGUCGUAGUAAUGAGAAAGCUUCUCCUGAUGGAAUGGUCAUGAACACGAAUACAUCCUCAGCAAGUGCCCAAAUUGAAAAUCACCAGAGAUUGUCUCCUACAAAUCAAACAAUAGAGGGAAAUCAUCCAAUACAAUCCCUGACAACUCCCAACACAAGGCACAAGCUUCCUGAUCAUGCUGAAUCCAGUACAGCUCAUCCAGAUCCUUUUGACAUGGGCCCACUGAGUGAUGAAGUGGAGAGAAAAGACCUUCAAUCAGUUGAGGCCAUGGACGAAGAAUCUGGUUCAGGGCUGCCCGAGUCUUCUACCGCAACUAAACCUGAUUUCUCCAGUGGCUAUGCAGACUUCCUAGAGCCUGAUAAAGUUUCUAUACCUUCUGUCAAUGUAUCUCUUGCCCCAUUUUAUCAUGGAACUCACAGAAUACAAAUGUUGCACAAAGAUAACACACUGCAGCUUUGCUGUACUCACUUGAAAGUGCGCUUUGGGAUAAGCACAAAAUUUGUUGAUUCUUCUGGCCGGCCACGGUUGAGUUUUGUUGUAGGUGCAACUCCAAGCCUUUGUCAGGUUUUGGAUGCAUGUGAUGGACUUGCACACAGAUUGUCCAUGGAUUCUGGUAGCAGUUCCGAGUGGAGGCCUGUAGUGAGCAGAAAGGGUGGCUUCUCAAACUCACCUACAGUGCGAUUGCACAUACCUACCGUAGCAGAUGGGAACAUUGUGAGAUGGGUCACAGAGAUAUACGAGAAAGAGUCUUCCACCACCCCACAGAGGCUCGUGUUUAGUAGAUUUGAUGUUGCAGAACUCAAUGCUUUGUUCACUCCAGGAACGUCUGUGGAUGCGUACUUCUCCUUGGACGCAUAUGACUAUCAACAGAAUGCUGGUAUUCGAUUAGUCGCAAAAAAGUUGAUUCUACAUUCUUAACUGAUUGGUCAUCCACCAAAUAAAUUUGUACUAAAUUAACCAUUUAGGAAAUUGAUCAUUUGUGUUUGUUAUCUGAUAAAUUUAGAAUUUAGAGUUUAAUUUGAGAUGAACAAACUGGUUUCUAUACAUUGGUUUCUUUGUAAGCAUUACAAUCAUGUUGAAAUAACACUGGUGAUUCAAGUGAUAUUUAUUUUUCGAUA
Camellia sinensis is the source of this 1922-nucleotide messenger RNA. Its product is annotated as protein NEN1. Lineage: Eukaryota; Viridiplantae; Streptophyta; Magnoliopsida; Ericales; Theaceae. Gene Ontology annotation, molecular function: 3'-5' exonuclease activity; nucleic acid binding. The record is from RefSeq and is a predicted model, not a curated record.